Encephalitozoon hellem ATCC 50504 is the source of this 1692-nucleotide messenger RNA. RefSeq lists its product as uncharacterized. The transcript has a single exon. NCBI's taxonomy places the organism in Eukaryota, Fungi, Microsporidia, Unikaryonidae. Bases 1 to 1692 code for a protein of 563 amino acids. The record is from RefSeq and is a predicted model, not a curated record.
AUGAACUUUACAUCUAAUGAAGAAGAAAGGUUCAAAGAGAUGCUGAAGUCCAAGAAGAAGGAAGAGGUGCUGGUGGAGCUUUCAAGGGAGAUCGAAAGAAAGGAAAAGGAAAUGAUGGGAAGCAUCUCGCAAGACUACAUGGAUAUAAUCGGUAAGUGUAGCGAUUUGGAGAAGAUUAAGCAAAGGCUGGGAGGGAUUAUAAACAUAAAUAACGAGCUGGUUUCUUCUAUUUCUGAUGCUGUUAUACAAUACACAGAUGCUCUUCACGAAAUCGAGGAGAACUCUGUAAUAGAGUCGCGUCUCGACUUGGUUGUAUCUGAACUAAAGGAGAUCUUGGAGUUUAUUAGCAUUGCAUCUGAGUACGAAAGUGUUGAUAAGGACGUAAGGGACGAGCCACUGUACUAUUACAAGAUGACAAAGCGUGUUUUGCUGAUGGAGAAGAAGCUUUGCCUGCUGGAGAAGUACAGGUUUUUUGUGAAUGCAAGCCAGAUAUGCAUCAAAUCGAGGAAGGUGCUCGUGAGUCUGAUGAUGAAAGACAUUGAUUUAUGGAUUGGAAGCGCUGGCAACAAUAUUCGCCAGGCUGGGAUUGAGAUAAACAGGAUUCUUGAGGAGAGGAACAAGGAAUCGCACAUAUUUGACCCUCUUGACUCUCUACGGCACCUGUUUAUAUCGAAGACCUUCCUGUGCAUUCUCCAUGAGUCAAGAAAACUGGGAGUUGAGACAGGCAUUAUGGAGAGAGUCAACGAGAAAAGAAAAGAGCUUGGAAGGGAUGUUGUGUCUGGGGAUGAUACUAUUGUGAUUUCCGAUACUGCCGGAUUUAUUCUGUGGAGCCAUUACAUUGCGUCUCUUGACAUAGGAUUCAAGAUCCAUGACAAGUUUAUAUUUGAUCUUCUAUCCAGAAACAAGAUGCUGUUUGAAAGCCAGAACUUCCCCGAGCUAAGGAGGACGCUUGUUUCUCUCCGAAAGCUUGCGGUUCGCCUCAACAUCGACUACGAGAGCGUGGAUAGGAUUAUCAGUUCUGUGGCAAUCAACUACUUUGAAGUCCAGGGGCCCAAGGACAUAGGCAUAGAUGGAGGCGGGAUGGAGCAAUUGAAGUCCUCGAUGAUGACCUUUAUCGAUGAGUGCGACGAGUUUGUGUCCAACAUAUUUCAGUUUUCAAAUGAGCUUGAUGAGCUUCUUGCAAAGAGGAUAGACCAGCAUCUGUGCAGUCUUAUUGAUGAGACCAAGGGCGACAUGGAUACCUUCAUCGAGGCACAGUCUGUUGUUUCUGAGGUUUUGAGGCACUCUAUUGAGAAAAAUGACUUUUACAGGAGCCUUGAGUUCAGGUGUUCAUUAGAGAUAGACAAAGAGAAUAGGAGAUUCAUGGAAGAGAUUAUAAAGCAGAAGAAAAAAGAAAUUGACGAGCUGUUCAAGACUGUUGCCACGAACGACGACUUUGGUGUUGACAUUCUCAAGCUAUUUUCCAAGGUCAGAGACUUGAGGUUUCCCGAAAACAUAAAUACAACAAUAAAAAGAACUCUAGUAUGCCACAUUAGAGAUAGAUUUGCAGCCGGAAUAAAUGGAAAGGGCCUGAGUUCACAGGAGAAGAAGGUUGUCAGAGGACAUCUAUGUAGUUUCUAUGGAUAUCUCCGAAAUAACGAGCCAUCCCUUCAGGAUAUACUUGAGCCAGAUGUAAAGCGCGAGAAGCCAUAG